Molecule: messenger RNA, 1446 nt
Organism: Lodderomyces theae
Lineage: Eukaryota; Fungi; Ascomycota; Pichiomycetes; Serinales; Debaryomycetaceae
Product: RTA1 domain-containing protein
Exons: 1
Coding region: 1-1446 (481 amino acids)
Cellular component (GO): fungal-type vacuole; plasma membrane
Source: RefSeq, a predicted model, not a curated record
AUGUCUCUGUUGUUGGCUUCUAUCACAGCUUGGACCCCAACUUCAACAAACACACCGACCUCAACAAGUUUAAUAAGUGUGCCUACUACUGCACAGUCUGCUUUGGAACUGAGUUUGUCAGCUGCGUUACAUUCUCUUAGCACUUUUGGACCCCACGUCAAGAAUCAAGAUUAUGUGCUGGCAUCCCGUGUCAUUCGUGGAGCUCAAGUUUCUUUGUCCAUCCUUUCAGCACAAAAUGUCUUAGCCACAGCAACAGCAGACAAUGUCAAAGCACAGGCCACUGAAUUAAUCUGGAAUCUGACGCAAAAUCUUGAGGAUUUGUUUUGGGAUGAAAACGUUUACAAUAUCCAUCGUCUUACUCGUCCAGGGAAUAUCAUCUUUUUGGUUGUGUUUUCCAUCACUGUGUUGUGGUAUACUUUGAUACUUGCAAAAUCAAGAUAUUGGUGGUUCAACAUUGCAUUCUUCUGUGGUGCCGUUUUAGAAUUUUUGGGAUUCCUUGGAAGAGUGUUAUCAUUCAGUGAUAUGACUUAUUUCCAGUACUAUUUGUUACAACUUAUUGUUUUGACUAUAGCACCAGCAUUCAUCAUGGGCGGAAUAUAUUUCUUACUAGGACAGUUGGUUAUUAUUCACGGUCGUCAAUUUUCUGUUUUGAAGCCGUUGUGGUACGCUUACAUCUUCAUUGCUUGUGAUGUGACUUCAUUGGUAAUUCAGGCAAUUGGUGGUGGUAUUGCUAGUGUUCGAGCAGAAAACUAUGAAAACGCUGACCCUGGUACAUACACCAUGAUUGCUGGUAUUGCAUUCCAAGUGUUUUCUAUGUCUAUUUACAUAAUCUUUUGGCUGUUGUUCUUGUGGAGAAUCUAUUUCCCAAAAACUGAUAUAUACCCCCAUGCUCAAUCAGAAAAGAGUCCUGUUGCUAAUAGUCCACACCAGUUGUUGAAGCCAAGUGUCAAAAACUUUUUCAAAUUGCUUUUCAAUACCAAGGAGACUGCCGAGUACAAGAGAAAUGUAUUGGAGCCAUAUUACAACCCCAAAUAUGCCGACAUUAGACUGAGAAAGUUGUACAACUACUUCCCAUUAGCAGUGUCAUUAGCAAUAAUUGCUAUUUUCAUUCGUUGUAUUUACAGAGUGGUGGAGUUGGCCCAGGGAUUCAGUGGGUAUUUGAUCACCCAUGAGGUUUAUAUCAUGUGUUUGGAUGCGCUCAUGUUGUUCUUUGCAUUGUAUAUUUUCAUUCCUUUCCACCCACACAUUGUUUUUGGAGCAAGCAAUAUCAUUAGAUUAAGUGACAUCAAGGGAAACACCGAUGAAAAGGUCGAGGAAGAGUUGUAUCCUUUGGAUGACGAUAACCACACUUUUAGGAAUGACACUAUUCCUUUCGGGGAAAGACACGACGUUGCGGAAGAUGAUAAAUUGAAAGACAGCGGAGAAUCUCAGAAUAGAGGUUGGUGA